Prionailurus viverrinus (fishing cat) is the source of this 7765-nucleotide messenger RNA. RefSeq lists its product as uncharacterized. The record is from RefSeq and is a predicted model, not a curated record. The coding region runs from base 702 to 3815 and encodes 1037 amino acids. Lineage: Eukaryota; Metazoa; Chordata; Mammalia; Carnivora; Felidae. The transcript is spliced from 19 exons.
AGCAGAGGGCGCUGUGAUCAAAGCAAUGAAAGCGAUCGCGUGGCUUCUGGAGCAAAUUCACAGGUGAACUCCGCCCUCUCGCACAGCUCAAACUCCUGUGCCUCAGACUCCUGAGUGAAGCCCGUUCUCUCCGGCAGCUGUGGGGUGCUGAGCGUCGCAUCCCAGCCUCUACUGGCCGGCUUCUGGGGAGCCCCUCGAGCGAGCUGCAGCAGGUUGGGAUGCGUUCACACCUUCCCGUCCGGUCCCUGUGCCCAAAUGUGACUCUUGGGUCUCCCUGAGCCCCGGCUCUAAUCCUCCCUCCCCCCCACACCGCCCCCCCACGCCCCCUCCAGCCUACCUUCUCCCCGCCCCGUGACCCCUCUCCAACUGCCCCAGGGCUCUUAGCCCCACCCCACCCCCCACCCCUGGGGCUUUGUCACCCCUUUGCCACUGCUGCAGGGCCUGCCCAGAAUGUUCUGGAGCAAGCUGGGUGUCCGAGCCCUGGGCUGCUGUCCCUGGCGUCUGCAGCCCUGCGGGCAAGCAGGCAGUGUCGUCUCUGACCCCAGGCUGCUGAGGCUGCUGCCAGGGCCGCGGAGGAGGAGGCGGGGCGCAGGGGGCGCCUAGCGGGUCCGUACGCAGCAAGCCUUAGUCACCAGCUGAGGCUCCUCCGCCAAGACCUCCGUGCCAGGCAGGAGCAGUGGGCCUCCUUCUGCUCGGCGCUGAUGGCAGCUCGGCGGCUGCUGAAGGCACAGGCGGGCUCCAGGCCAGCCAAGUCCUCCCAGGCUGGGCCCAACCCCGAAGGGGAAACCCCCCAGCUGGAUGCCGUGCUGAGCCACCUGUCCCAGGCUGUGCUGCAGGAGGGCCACCGCCUGAAGGCCUGGGGCGUCCUGGGCACCGGCACUGGGGCAGAGCUGCUGCGGCCAGCCUCAGCAGGCCCUCAAGGGGGCGCCGAUGACAUCCGUGUGAAUCCGGUCACCAAGCUGAUGGUCCCCAGCCCCAACUGUGCAAUGCUUCCCGCCAGUGGCCAUGCAGGGUCCAUACCUCCUGGCUACUUCGUCCACCCUGACACCGGGAGGGUGCUGCCUGAAGCUGGAAACCUGGGGUACGAUCUGCAGGGAGCUACCCUGGUGCCCACCACUGACUUCGGUUCCGGUGGCGUCCGAACGUCAGAAGCUGCCAUCCUCCCCUAUGUGCCCUACCCGACCUGCCCCGCCACAGGGUCCCCUCCAACCGCCCGCCUGCCUGUCCUGCAGCCACGAAGGACGUCACAGAUGGGGGCUGUCAUGACAGACCCUGCAACUGGCAUCGAGGUGCCCGUGCUGGCUGUGACCCUGCACCCUCAGACGAGGCAGUGGCUCGCUCUCGGGGGCACAUACUGCAACCCUCUCACCAAGACCUUGGCCCCUCUAGAGCUGGGGGGCCCCAUGGAGGAUCCAGUCACUGGAGGCAUCUCGCCAAUCCUGGGAGUCGGGUUGGAUGAAGACACAGGUCAGGUGCUUGCCCUGGGCGGGCUGCGAGACGCCUCGGGGAACCUUAUGCUGCCUGGCGACAGCUUCGAGGAGCCACUGAGCAGGAAGACAGUCCGGCUCCAGGGAGCUGCGCGACAGGAGGGCAGGACAGUGCCCCACACGGGAGGAUCACAGGCCCUGCUGGAUGCCAACGUGCUGGUGGCCCAGAGGCGAGUGCUUGCUGUGCUGCGCAGCUACCAGGAGAGGCCAGGGUCAAGGAUGCAGGGGCUUCUGGAGGCUGCCAUCAAGGACAUGAGACAGGCACUGGCCUUGAGUCUGCACCAUGUCCUGCAGCAGGCUCGGAGACUGGAGCGGCAGCUGGAGACAGCAGGUGGCAUCGCGGCCAGCGGAGGAAGGCUAGGAAUGAUGUGCUAUCCAGGGACAGAGCUGUGGGUCCCAGCCCUCUAUGGGAUGGAGAUCCCAGACCCUGAGGGCUCGGGGCUCAUGGUGCCCAUCCUGGGCAUGGAGACUGAUAGAAAUUCUGGUGACCCCACACCCCUGGCGGGUUCGAUGGAAGAUGCGGAUGGCAAAGGUCUUGUCCCAAUCUCGAUUGGGGCUCAAGCCAUAGACCCCUUGACUGGGGAACCUGGUCCUGUCAUUGGUGCUCAGACAGAUCCCUGUUCCGGAGUGGUGGUGCCCAUUGUCCAGAUGCUGGAGGCCCUACCUCGGGGAGUGAGUGACCCCAGGCUGCUGGACGCCCUGGAGAAGGAGCUGAGAGCCCGGGAGCAGUACUGGCACCGCCAGGAGCAAGAAGAGGUGCGUCUAGCGGAACACCUGGGGCACCUGAGCCAGGAGCUCCUCUCCGUUCCGGGCAAAGAUGCCCAGCGACAGCUGAGGGCUGCCGAGGAGGCCUGUGCUGCGCUGGAGUCCUGCCACCUGCAGGAGACUCAGAGGAGAGCCAGAGCCCUGAGCAUGCAGAGUGGCCCAGAGCGGGGCCUGCUCUCUCGAGACAUGGCUGCCGUUACACGGCUCUUCUCUCUGCCCCUUGCAGCAGACAGAGAGGAGGGGGAGCAGGAGGCACAGGUGGCGCUAGGCAUGCAGAGAGUCCUGCAGAGUUUAGGACACGCAGCAGAGAAGCUGGGGCAAGCGGUGGGCCGGCUGCGGGGCCAGGAGGAGGAGACGUGGCUACAGCAGAGUAGGGGUCAGAGCCCCCAGAUCUGGAACCGUCUCAGGAAGGUGGUUCAGCAUCUCUCUGAUGAGUUUCAGGAGGUGGUAAGGGAGAGACAGAGAUUUCUCGAUCGAGCCCUCGGUCACUUACAGUACCAACGGGAGCUUAGCCGCCUCCACCUCUUGCACACCCAGAUUGUUGCCUCAGGAGCCCCUGCGUGUUUGGAGAAUUACCCUGGAGACAGAUUCUAUGGAACAGUCACGGCUUCUCUAAGGGACCAGGCGGCUGCCUGCCCACUCUUGAUCCCCUUCCUGAAGAGCCUCACUGCAGCGCUAGUGGGAGCUCAAGGUUAUGGUCCAGGACCAGAGGAUCAGGGGCCAGGAACAGAUACAGAUAAAGUUGACAUCGCGUGGACCUCACCAGUCUUUUCUACCCUGAAGAAAGUAGACAUCUGGUCCCAAGCCCGCAAGGAGGAAGCUGAACUACAAGCACAAGUGCGUCACCAACAAGCCCCAGAAAACUGUUUGCAGGAUGUCCCGAAACCUCAGACAAUGCUGAAGGAAGAGCUUAUCGCUGUGCAAGCCACAGACCUUUCUGCCAGGGAGUUUGUGGUUUACCAGUAUGGCCUCUCCAUCCUGGACCUCCUCACCCCCCAGCUUCAGGCUCCUGAAAUCACCCUGCAGAUUGCUUCUCAUCUGCCUGCCAUGGAAGCCUCAGACAAUGCCUUCGAAGGCUCCUUCCUCUUUCAGAGCGCUGAAAACAUACUGUUUGUUGGGAGAGAGUCUUUGGCAUCUGUGGGAAGCUUCAUUCUGCUGCUGAUCCACUGCCUGGCCCACAUCGCUGCCAAGGACUUCCACCAGGACUCAGACCCUGCCUUUCUGAGGUCAUUUUACAAGGGCUUGCAGGCUUAUUUCAGGGAAGCAUUCUCUAUGGCGCUGCAAAUGUCAGCGGUUUCCUGGGACGGUAAGCUUGACCGAAGCAUAAGUGCUAUUCUGCUGGAAGAGCAGCCCGUCUCUGAGAGAGGAAGAGAUCUUCUCUCGAAACUCAUUGAAAGGAAGUGUGAGUCUCACUUGGAGCCAGAGUCAUCAGAAGAGUAUAUUAAGAAAAACAAGGAUCUUCUCCUCUUCACCAAUAUGGAACAUCUUCUAAAAAGCCUCAUUGCUGCUGAAAAACAGAUACCAAGAAAACGGAGAGAUCAGAGUGAGGACGAAGAUGAGUGAACAAAUUCUUUUCAGAAUUAGGACAGAAAAAAAAAAAAAGCAUCGAGAACUGGACCACACUUCACCUGAUAAAUACUCUUUGGAUUGCUGACUUUAGGAAUGAUCUGCGGUUCUUUGUUACAACUUUCUUCAUCAGAGGAAAUGCCAGAGGCGUAGUCUAAUGUAGCUCGAUUAACAGCACAGCUGACCUGUUGGGAAAGCUCCCAUUCGUCCCAUCUGCCUUUAAAAGAAGCAAUUGUAAAUGGAUGAUUUUUCUCACCGUACCUAAGUAGGAAAAGAAGAUUUCUUUAUUAAGGAUUCAAAAAUCCAAGUUUUUUUUUCAUUUCUAACCUUUUCUGCAGACCGCUCAACCAAUCUGCAAAAAGUUAUUUUAAGAAACAAAUUGAAAUGGCUUGACAGCAAAGCAAAUUGCAAGACACUGUGACCUUCAGCUUCCACGGGGUAGCAAUUAGUGAGGGUAUUCUGUAAGGGCUAGUUUGGUGAAUUUCUCUGACAAAGAAAAACUAGUCUCUUUUGAUUCAACUAAUGAACUGAGUUCCAAUUCCUCUGCCCCCUUGAUAUUGCUUGUAAUACUUAGGCCUUACAGUCUAUAGUUGGCAAUACAGUGCAGUGAUUGAAGUCAAAUUUCAAAUACAGGAAAACCUUAGUUUGCGAGCAUAAUUCGUUCUGGAAACACACUUGUAAUCCAAAGCACUUGUAUAGCAAAGAGAAUUUCAAGAACCAUUGGCCCAGUUAUGAUCAUGUGACAUUAGGCAUCACAUACUACUCUUAUUGCAAGAUAUCACUCAUAUCAAGUUAAAAUUUAUUAGAAAUGUUUGCUGGUCUUGGACAACACUCGCAGAACAAGUUACUCGCAAUCCAAGGUUUGACUGUACGGUGUCAAGUCUCUGUGCUUCCACUGUGUCCACUCCUACUGGAAGUCUGUGCUAAGAAAGUUUGCAUCUGAAACCUUAACCAGCCAGUGCCCUCACCGCUAAUGCAGGGCUUUAGUGGAUCAUCUCUCACCAAGGUGCACAGAACUGACUCUAUAACCCAUGAUUCCAGGGAUCACAGAGCACACCGCCUCCAGUGAGAUUACUCACCUACAGCACACUUCAAAGGGAUCUACCCAUAUGGUCAUCUCCUUUGGAAGUCCCAGGUGAGAAAAAUCCACGUUACUUUCAGCACAAGCCCUUUCUAGAAUGGGAUCUUUAUCCCGACUAUUAUUUAUCCUGAUACACCUUUAGAAAGCAAGGAAAGGGAAACAAACACUUGGUGACAGGCGCCUUAGUAGACGGGAAUCAUGUGGUGGGCCAACUGCUCUCAUACCGCUGACCCCCACCCUGUCCCUCCACGGCUUUCCGAGUAGAACCAUCAACAUCAGCUACUCACAACGUUACAUCACUAAGUCACGCAAUUGGUUUUGCCGAAUGUCCUCUGCCGAUUUUUCACGGUAAACACAAGCCAGAGAUAGUUUAAUCCACCCCACGUAAGGGGGGUUGCACUACAGUUUUCAACGAUGUUGAAAUUGUAUAGUUUUCUCUAUGCACUGCCACCUGCUGCAUUUCUUCCAAGCCCAAGCUCAAAUAAAUUUGAGGCCAUAAAGCUUUUGUUACUCGUAGACCGCCAGCAGAAUCACUGCCAAUGGUUAUUGCUUGCUCGUUAGUUCCCCUUGUCAUCCUAUAUGCCAGCUCUCACCUGAACGCUUGCCCUUUAGAAGGGCAGUCGGCGUGCCAGUGACUUCUGUAGGUUUCAAACAAGAUUGUCGUCAGCUUUUCUGCAAAGUCUUCUAUUUUCUGUUUACUCAGUUUAUCAUGUUUUUUCACCAAUCUUGUGACAAAGAAAACGGCUGUUGCAAUUUCAUCUCUCAUGAUUCAAGAGAAAGGAGGACUGCAACCAUUCAAAGGAAGUGAGAAUAAAUGAACUAGAAACAGGAUCAAGCUUACAAUCAACAUGUAAUUGCCAUUUGGAAGUUUUAUAUACCUGAAACAGAAAUCAUUUGCUGGUCCUUCGUCAACUAAAUAAGUGUGUCAGUAGGGUCCACUACCAAAACAGCCGUGAACACCAAUUCCUCAGUUAGCCAGUUUUUAAUGUUUUCAAAGAAAAAAACCCCACUUUUUAAAACUUUAAUAUACUUAAACAAAUAAAACACCAGUAUGCAACUUAAGUUAAAAAAAAAAGUCUGGAUACGGGACAGUAAAUUACACCCGAGCACCACUUUUUAAAAAGGUAUUUACAGAAAGCAGAACAUUUCAGGGUAGAGUAGUUCUAAAAUGUGACUCUCAGGUUGCAUGCUUUAAGUAAAAGUUAAGGUUAAUCAAACAUACACUAUAUUUGCCAGAAAAGGUGCUUUAGCCCCAACAACAACAACAACAAAAAUAAAAGUGGGCCAGAGUUAGAAUACACUCUCCCCCACACCUGUUUUGUUAGUUUUAGGCUGAAGUUUAUAUAAGCCUGGGUCAAAAGCCUGACAGGUGUUUAACCUUACACAGGUGCUUUCCUUUAGGUUAAUUAGAUAGCUUCUUCCAGGUCCCCCUCAGAUUGCUCCCUGGUAGAUGUAGAAUGAGUUCUUUAAAAUGGUCAAAGAUUUCCACCUGGAUUUGUCUCUUCUGUUCUGCUAUUAAAAUCUUAUCUCUUAUGACACAGAUUGAGAAUCAAGCCUUCCCCUUCCACAUCCUAACAUCCUACAUCCCAAUACUUUUGUCUCUAAUUGUAACUGUCAACAUAUUAAAGAAUUUUGCCUUGGAUCUUUUCUGAAACGGAAGGCAACUUUCUCUGAACAAUCAUUAUGUUGACUAUGCUCAUUUUUUUUACUAAAAUGUUUAUUUGUCAAAUAAGCGGAAGAGAUCUUGGAGUUUAUCCAGUCUCCCUGGUUCUCAAAGUGUACUUCACUGACCACCUCAUUUGGAGCCACUGGGUUGCUUGUUAAAAAUGCAGAUUUGUGGCCCUUUCCCCAGGUCUACUGAAUUGAUACUUCUGUAGGUGAGGUCUGAGAAUCUGUAAUUCACAAACUCUUUCAGGUGAUUCUUAUACCCGCUAAAAUUUAAGGACCACCGCACCUGACAUAGAGGUCAUUCAGGCUCUUCAUCAAUGACAAAGAAUUCGUUCUCUUACAAGGAAGCCCUUUUCAUUUCUAGAAACCUGCAAAUACCAGGCAGUACCUCCUCCCUCCUAAGGGAAGCCUUAGCUCUUCCCUCUGGAACCACUGACUGUAUCUAACUUUCCAUCACAUGCAGACGCUUCAAACCUUAGCUAUUCCAUCCCUCCUGAGUCUUCUCUCUUGCACAGCCAACCUCAACUUUUUAACAGUUCUUCCCAUAGACACGUUACUCAGACACUUCAUGCUCGGCCCUCCCCUGUGGAUGAAUGAGUUUCAGGCAUGUCAGUAAUGCUCGUUUAGAGUGUGGAGCCUGGAAUGACACACAAUGGCCCAGGUAAGCUCUGCCAUCACAGAUUAUAGUGGGACUGUCUCCACCCUUACUACAAAUACUGUAUUUCUAGAACACAGCCUCGGGUGGCAUUCACCUUGUUGGCAGCGAUAUCCCACCGCUGCCUCGCGCUGAACUUGCAAGUAGUCUUUUUCACUAGUGCUGUUGGGGUUUUUUUGUUUGUUUGUUUGUUUGUUUACAUCUUUCCCUUUCUGCAUAGCAUAAUGUUGAAGAAUAUGGGCUUUGGAGUUAGACCUGGGUGUGAGUUGCAACUUACGACUCACUGUCUGGGUAACCUGGAGGAGCUUGCUUACCUCCCAAACGGGUUCUGAUCUACGAAAUGGGAGGGAUAAGAGUGACCCACCCCCCCCCCCAGGGAUGUUAACAAGAUUGCAAUCAAUAACACGUCAAAGCACCCAGUCCAGAGCCUGCCUAGCAGUUGUUACAGGAAGGCAGAGCAGUUAAGAAACUAGGGGGACCUGGGUGGCCCAGUGAGUUAAGUGUCUGACUUGGGCUCAGGUUCAUGGGGUAGAGCCCAUGGGU